Messenger RNA from Liolophura sinensis, 1394 nucleotides. Its product is annotated as sorbitol dehydrogenase-like. The coding region runs from base 154 to 1200 and encodes 348 amino acids. Gene Ontology annotation, biological process: D-sorbitol catabolic process. The transcript is spliced from 10 exons. The record is from RefSeq and is a predicted model, not a curated record. Gene Ontology annotation, molecular function: L-iditol 2-dehydrogenase (NAD+) activity; zinc ion binding. NCBI's taxonomy places the organism in Eukaryota, Metazoa, Mollusca, Polyplacophora, Chitonida, Chitonidae.
CAUCUUUGUAGCUCUAGGCAUCGAAACAGACAUUCGUAUACCAGUCGUCAACCGUAAUGAACUUUCCGGUUCAGCAAUCGCAAGACAGUGGUACCCGCAAGAAUCUGCAGUAUGUGUCAACAUAUGUAGGUCUUGGAAACCCGACCAGUGGCAAUGUCUGACACAAAUCUCUCAGCUGUCCUGUACAAAAAGGAUGAUCUACGAUUGGAGGAUCGCCCCAUUCCCCAACCUGCUGCAGGAGAGGUUCAGGUCUGUAUGCACUCGGUGGGUAUUUGUGGCAGUGACGUCCGAUACUGGGUGGCAGGCGGAAGUGGUAGGUUUGUGGUAAGAGAGCCCCUGCUGAUGGGCCACGAGUGCAGCGGUAUCGUCAGCCAGGUGGGGGAUGGAGUCACCAGUCUUAAAGUUGGUGAUCGCGUGGCAAUUGAGCCAGGAGUACCUUGUAGACGAUGUGAUUUCUGCAAGACUGGUCGCUAUAAUUUAUGCCAAGACGUUUUCUUUCUAGCCACGCCCCCUGACAACGGGGCUUUGGCUCGAUACCACACCCACGCGGCCGACUUCUGCUACAAGCUCCCUGACAACUUGUCCAUGGUAGAGGGCGCCCUGCUUGAGCCGCUGUCGGUGGGAAUUCAUGCCUGUCGGCGAGGGGAGGUUACUCUAGGACACCGAGUUCUAGUAUGUGGAGCAGGCCCGAUCGGGCUAUGUGUGAUGUUGGCAGCAAAAGCUCUGGGAGUGGCCGCCACAUGUGUUACAGAUAUUGACAGCAAGCGACUGGAGUUUGCUAAGAAAAUAGGAGCCACGAGCACGUUAUUGGUGGAUUCGAAAGAUCCAGCUGAGGUCUCUCAAAGGGCCAUCGCGGGUCUCGGAGGUCGACCUGACGUUACUGUAGACUGCAGCGGUGCUGAAAUCUCCAUACAGCUGGGAGUUGCAGCGACGAAACCCGGUGGAAUUCUCGUGUUGGUUGGACAUUGUCACAGUGCUUCUGUACCUGCGUCCGAUUUUAUUUCUAGAGAACUGGAGAUGAGGGCUACAUUCCGAUACGUCAACACGUGGAAGACCGCAGUUGACAUGGUAUCGUCAGGUAAAGUUGACGUCAAACCACUAGUCACUCAUCACUUCCCCCUGGAGAAGACACUGGACGCCUUCGAAGCGGCUAAGACAGGUGCCGGAAUCAAGGUCAUAAUAGACUGUUUUAGGAGUUAACGUUUAAUUAAACGUCCUUGUUACCAGCAAUCCAGCAUGUAGACAACUGUUAGAGCGUACCGAUACGUUGACAAAACGUUUACAAAAGUGAUUUACGUGGUCAAUUACUAGCAGUACAGAUAUUCAUGUGUGACAAAUGCAAUCGUGUCGUGAGCAAAAUGGACAACAUGAACAAAAAACUGGCUUACAAUAAA